AUGAACUCCAUCCGACAGAUUCAGGCUCUCAACAAACGGGAAUUAGAAACCGCAGUCUCCCCAGAAGCUUCCUGGCACGCCGACUAUCGUGACACGGCUUAUAUCUACAUCGGCGGUUUACCAUAUGAUCUUAGCGAAGGUGACAUUCUAACCAUAUUCUCCCAAUUCGGUGAACCGGUGCACCUCAAUCUAGUUCGCGACAAGGAUACGGGGAAAAGCAAGGGAUUUGCAUUUUUAAAGUAUGAGGAUCAGAGAAGUACCGAUCUAGCCGUGGACAAUCUUUGUGGUGCGACUGUGAUGGGAAGAUUGCUGAGGGUUGACCACAUGAGGUACAAACGAAAAGAAGAGGAGGGCUUGGAAGAUAAUAUUGCAGCAUUAGAUAAGGAAGAGCUGGAGAGACAACGGGGUGGACGGGACCAUGAUCGUGAUCAUCAUGGUUAUAGGACGUCUAGAAGGCGCCGAUCGGAGAGCAAGAGUGACGGUGAGAGAAGGAAACGGCCGUUACUGAAGGAAGAAGUGGAACUGGCACGGCUUAUUGAGGAGCAUGAUGAUGAGGAUCCAAUGAAAGAAUAUUUAAUACAGGAAAAGAAAGAAGAGGUUGCAGCAGCGCUGGCAAAAUCGAAAUCAAGCAGGCGACGAAACGAUAGCGCCGAGCGACGGGAUCGACACCGGCAUCGCCGUCAUCACCGACGGAGACAUAGCGAAGAACGUUCCCGUUCGCGUGAAAGACGUCAUGCACACCGUAGAAGAUCGCGAUCGCGAUCGCGAUCUCCCUCAAGGGGGCGGAGACAUCGAAGAAGAGAUUACAGCCCGUGA
Molecule: messenger RNA, 816 nt
Organism: Coccidioides posadasii C735 delta SOWgp
Lineage: Eukaryota; Fungi; Ascomycota; Eurotiomycetes; Onygenales; Onygenaceae
Biological process (GO): mRNA splicing, via spliceosome
Cellular component (GO): U2 snRNP; precatalytic spliceosome; catalytic step 2 spliceosome
Molecular function (GO): RNA binding
Source: RefSeq, a predicted model, not a curated record